Messenger RNA from Abrus precatorius (Indian licorice), 2613 nucleotides. Its product is annotated as pentatricopeptide repeat-containing protein At1g62910-like. Bases 1 to 2190 code for a protein of 729 amino acids. The record is from RefSeq and is a predicted model, not a curated record. Lineage: Eukaryota; Viridiplantae; Streptophyta; Magnoliopsida; Fabales; Fabaceae. The transcript is spliced from 2 exons. Gene Ontology annotation, molecular function: protein binding.
AUGAUUCUCGACAACGUUCUUCUCGGUUCUCAGCUCCCUUCUUCGGCAUAUCCUACUCGAUUCCUCCAAUGGGUUUAUCUUUCUUCAAGCUGUAUUGCAGAUAUUUCAGAAACCAAUGAGAUUGUUAAGCCCAAGGAUUCAUCUGACUUCGACCAAAGUAUCAACUUUUUGAGGAAUAAGCUUGCCCCAGAUAACUUAAUCCAGGUUUUGGACCGUGCCAGCGAUUUGAACUCAGCAGUGAGGAUAUUCAAAUGGGCUUCUCGUCAGAAAAGUUUUCACCACACUUCCAACACAUAUUUUAGGAUAAUUUUGAAACUGGGUAUGGCUGGGAAUGUUCUACAAUUGGGGGAUUUUUGUCAAAACAUGGUGAAGGACAGGUGCCCAGGUACUGAAGAAGCUCUUGUAGCAUUGGUUCACACAUUUUUGAGGAAUUGUAGGAUUAAAGAAGCUAUUACUGUCUUAGUGAACAUGAAUUUGGGUGGUUAUAAGCCCCCAAUUGAAGUUUUUAAUUUUUUGUUGGGUGCUCUUCUGGAAGAAGAGAGAAGAGAUUUUGAAAACACCUUGUUUGUUUAUAAAGAGAUGGUGAAGGCAGGUGUCCUACCCACAGUCCGCACUUUGAAUUAUUUGUUGGAGGUAUUGUUUGCCACCAAUCGGGUUGACUUGGCUUUGGAUCAAUUUAGAAGAAUGAACAAUAAAGGAUGCGAUCCAAAUAGUAAGACCUUUGAGAUUCUUGUAAAGGGUCUCAUUGAAAAUGGUCGAGUGGAUGAAGCUACAACUGUUUUAGAGCAAAUGCUCAAUGUCAAAUGUCAACCAGAUUUGAGUUUCUAUACCUGCUGUAUACCUCUCUUUUGCAGGGAAGAAAAGGUAGAGGAGGGAGUAAAGUUAUUUAAAAUAAUGCAAGAUUCUGAUUUUGUGCCAGAUCCUUUUAUUUAUGAGGUUCUAGUACGGUGCUUGUGCAAAAACAUGCAGUUGGAUUCUGCUAUAUGCCUCAUUAAUGAGAUGAUAGAAAGUGGGAUGGCACCAAAACAUGAUGUCCUUGUUGAUAUAAUAAAAUGCUUUUGUAAAUUAGGGAAAAUAAAUGAGGCUAUAUUGUUUUUAGAAGAUAAAGAAGUUUGUGAAACUGCUCCUUUCAAUGCAUUGCUUGAAGGUUGCUGCAAUGCUGGUAAAAUUCUGGUAGCAAAUGUUCUGCUGGAGACAAUGUCUGAGAAAUAUAUAGCUGAUUGUCAAUCUUGGAAUAUUCUUAUUAGAUGGCUUUGUGAAAAUGAAGAGACCAAGAAAGCGUAUAUACUUCUUGGCAGAAUGAUCAAAUCCUCUGUUAUUCUUGACCAUGCUACAUAUUCUGCUCUUGUAGUUGGCAACUGUAGAUUGGGCAAGUAUGAAGAAGCAAUGGAACUAUUUCAUCAGAUUUGUACCAGAUGCUGGCUUUUAGAUUUUGCCUCUUAUUCUGAAUUAGUUGGUGACCUCUGUGACAUUAAUCACCUUCAAGAUGCCAUUGAAGUGUUUCACUAUAUGUCAAUGAAGAGAUGUUCUCUUCAUUCCUUGUCCUUCUACAAGCUGAUAAAAUGUGUAUGUGACUCAGGGCAGGUCAACAAAGCCAUAAGACUAUGGCAAUUAGCUUAUUAUUGUGGUAUUUCUUGCAGUAUUGCCACACACACUGCUAUCAUGCGUGAGUUGUCUAAAUCCGGAACGGCGAGAGAGUUGCUAGUAUUCCUCUCACAUAUGUUGAUGAUGGGUAGCAAUCUUGAUGUAGAAGCAUAUUGUAUUCUUAUUCAUGGCAUGAGUAAACAAAAUAAAGUAAAGGAAUGUGUUUUAUUUUUCAAUAUGAUGGUCAAUGAAGGUUUGAUACCUGAUCCAGACCAACUAUUUGAUCAAUUGUCAUUUAUAGCCAAUCAUUCUCAGUUAUCUAUGAUUUCUAGUGCAAUUGAUAGAAUUUCUGAUAGUGAAAUUUUGAAUUCAGCAAUGUGUGACUUACUGAUAACUGGUUUGUGGAAAGAGGGGAAGGAACAUGAGGCCCAUCAAUUACUGGAUUUGAUGUUAGAAAAGGGUUGGCUUCCUGAAGCAACCACUCAUAAUUUAUUGAUUGGAUCUGAUGUUAGAGAAGGAAGGAAUCAAGCAAUAUUGUGGUCUGAUAAUUCUGCCACAGAAGAUUCUGUUAGCAAUAUACUUGCCGAAGGCCUUGGAGAUACGUGAAACUUCUGCAUUUUAUGAAAAGAAUCUUAUUUGCUUAACAUGCCAGUUCCAGCACGAUUGUUGCUUCUUUCAUCAAGGAUUUUCAUAUUCAGCAGUCUAGUAGCAACCAAAACUAUUGUUCACAGAAAAUCCCUUCAAGAGAUGCAGCUUGGCAGAUUUUAGCUUCAUCAGAUUUAUUUGGUAUUGGUAAGACGUGGAAUGGCUUGUGCUACAGGAUAGAUUUACAAUUUUUAACAGUGUGUAUAUGACAUGCUUUAUCUUGAACCUGCUUUAUUCUUUCUUCUUUGUGAAUCGAAUGAUCUCAAAAACAGUCAAAGAGGUUAUUUUAGUUACACGUUUUUGGCUUAUUAUUAGCUAGUGCCCACCAAUAAGGAAACUCUAUGGUUUUAGAUUCUCUACGUUAACACUUGCAUGAAGAGUAAU